Molecule: messenger RNA, 4960 nt
Organism: Coturnix japonica (Japanese quail)
Lineage: Eukaryota; Metazoa; Chordata; Aves; Galliformes; Phasianidae
Product: alpha-1,6-mannosyl-glycoprotein 4-beta-N-acetylglucosaminyltransferase
Biological process (GO): protein N-linked glycosylation
Molecular function (GO): acetylglucosaminyltransferase activity
Source: RefSeq, a predicted model, not a curated record
UGAAAAGAAGACUUAGACUUCUAAAAGCAGAAGGUUUUUCAGAGAAGACAAACAGGGAGAGGUGAUGCAGGUUGCAAACUAAAGCUGCUCUGAAGGACUCAGGUCUGGGCUUUUUGUUAAGGCCAUGGAGCAACGUUGACCUGUGGGCAUUGGAAAGCCCUGGAGCAGGCGGCGAUGUAUCUCUUAACAGGCAAAAUAACUGUUGUGAGGAAGAAGCAGCCCCAGAACUCAGCUGGUGCUGUGGCUCUGGAUUAUUUGUCAGAGUCACAGAGCAACCCCGAGUGGGAAGGGACCCACAAACCUCAUCCAGUCCAACUCCAGGCUUCACCAGGAUCAGACAGAAUCCAGACUGUUCAGAUAUUAAAUGCAAUGUCCUAAACUCCUUCAACUGCAGCAGCUCAGGGCUGGGUGGGUGUGAUGGCAAUGCAGUCUGCUGCAUCCGGAACAAAGUGAGCAGGAAAUCCAGCAGGUUUCACCUCACUGCUGUGACAGCUGCAGCAGGCAGAGGAUGUGCUGGAGUGCAGGUGAGCAACUUGAGGUUAGUAUCUAACCCUGUUCUGAGUUAUAACAUCUGUUCUGGUCUCAAGGAGUAUUUAAGUACUUCCUUUCUGCUGGCCAGCUGCCCUGUUGGGCAGAGCUUUUGAAAACAGAUUUAACUGGGAGGAGGGAGAGUUUAAUUUAAUAAGCAAAUACCCCACAGUCUCCAUGUAGCUGCCUGGCAGGAGUUUCUUGUAUGCGUCUCCACUGCCAUGUAAAUCACCACCAAGGGCAUCUAAACCCAAACCUGGAUCUGUGUUAGACUCUGUGAUGCUGAUUUCAAACACGUUUUGGAAAACUCCGGACUCAAUUCCUGAUCUUAGUGCUGCUGACCAAGUACACUGAAGUUGACAUCAGGUUGUGAAGUGACGUCAGAGAGAGGUGCAAGAGAAGUCCUGUAACCAACUGCAGAGCUGGGACCUGUGAUAGGGGAGUGUGUGCUGAUAGGGCUGCCUGCAGUGUGUGAUAUGAUGUGCUGUCUGGUGUUGGGCUCUGUAAGGGCUGCUGGGUUAAGGGGAUCGUCUAGUCUUUGCGGCAGUGAGCAGCAUGAGGGCAGUGUGUGAGUAUCAGACCGCAUGGUGGCCUUGGUGACAAGCCCCUGGUGGUGGCGGUGGACUUUGUCCAGCAGAGGCUUCCAGCAGCACAGGACUCUGUGUGGCUGCAGGUUACUGCAGGAAAUAGGUUGGAAUAGGGGGGGCUUCCUGCUGUUUGUGUUGUGAGGGUUGGAGAUUGAAAUACUGACAGAUCCCUAACCGAGGGAGCUGCCUCUCCCACUCCAGCCUUUGUCAACAGGGAGACAGAUAAGAACAGCUUUGAUUUUUUUCGUUAUAUUUAAACUAUUAUGAUUCUUUUGUUUGCAAGCAUCUCCAAACAGCACGGGACUGACACUCCAUCCUGCAGGCAUGGCUGUAAGCACUCCCAUGGCCAGGUUGGGAACACCACAUCCACAGCCCCGGUGUGUGAGGCCCUCUUUCACCUCCGCUUUGUUCCACUCAGGACCUGAAUAAUGCAGGGCUGUAAGUUGAUCCUGAACACCUCUCAUGUUUCCCCACAGGGCUCAGAGAGGCUGAGCCUGCAGCUGCAUCGCUGUGCUGUGUGCUGGGAUCCAUGGUGGGGCUGCUGGCUCCCCUCAGGCCUGGCCUGGCUCUCCACAGUGGUGUCCCACAGUCCAAAGUGCAGUGAGGAUAAAGCCGGGCUGCAGGCUCUUGUGUUUGGAUGUUGCACAUUGAGCCUAAGCAGCCUUUGGGCUUCAUGGCAUCGUUGUGUUUGGAUAAAGACCUCUGAGAACCCCAAGUCCAACCCCGCUGUGCCUACUGCCCACAUCCCUCACUGCCAUAUCUUAGAGGCUCUGAGCACAUCUGGGGAUGGUGACCCCACCUCCCUGAGCAGCUGUGCCAAUGCAUCACUGCUCUUUCAUAGAAGAACUUGUUCCUAGUCUGUAAUAUCAUCAAGCACAGGGAUAGGGUUGGACUGGGAAGGGCUGUCAGACAGCCACCCCUACAGCACUCCCCAUGCAAACCCAGGCCCCGUUCCCCACUUCCUCCUGCGGGGCAGGAAGCACUGAGCCCCGGUUCCUUCCUGUACCAUGACGGGGCUGCAGAGAGGAGAGCUGAGCCGCGUCCUGCACCUCGUGGCUGAGCAGCCCUGGGCUGAGAAGCAGAGCCUGGCUGAAGGUAAGGAGCACCGCGGCAGUGUAAGUGGAAUAGGAAUGUGCUUUGGCUGAAUAGGGCAGGUGGGGAGGGCAAGGACUUCUUCAUGGUUCAGAAAUGGGCCAUGUGUACCAGGGCUGUACCUUGUGCUGCCCCACGCUUUGGGCAGGCAUGAAAAUGUGGGAUAUGGGGAUCCAGGUGCCACCAGCUCUGCCUGGCCAAGAUUUGGCUGCAGCUCAGCAGCCGUGUGGCUCCCGGCCACUAACAGGACCAGAAAAGCAGCACAGCUCUGUGUCCUGUGCUCCUGACCUUGCACUCAGCAUGAUCCCCCAUCACUGCCACCUGUGAGCAGGUCUGCAAAGCAGUUUAUGGUGUGAGAGCCCUAAGGGUCCUCCUAUGGGAAUCCCCAUCCUUGGGAAGGCCAAAGGAGCCCAUUCCCAGCUGCUGGCUUACCCUGCCUGCAGACGCUCCUCCUCUGCAGGAGGCAGGUGAGGCCGGGGUGGGGCUUUGAGAGCCAGAUAUCGGGAGCCCAGCAGGGACGCUGCCAGGGCCCAGCACCCCACGAGCCCACAGCUGCCCCACGCACCUGUGGAGGGGAAAUGAAGUUAUCCCCAGUAAUGUGAUGCAGCUGAGAUCAGCUAAGAAACCCAAGCUCCCAAGGACCAAGCUCAAGAGAACGGGGCAUAAGAAGCACCCUUCAUGGAUAUCAGAAACCACUCUGAAGAGCUCCUACAAGCCUGGCUGGAGCAGAUGUGAUCCAUCACACCCAGGACAAAGGGCGAGCUCAGAGCAGCUCCAUCUGAUUUGAUUGUUUAUCUGAGUGAUGAACGUGAGGUCAGCUCAGCCAGGAUAGCAACAUUAAGGUGUUAAUGCCAACCAGAAAAUGGAUUUUCUUCUUAAAACAGUCAGCUUUCUGCUUGUAUUUCCCCAUCGGUGCUGAAUGAGGCUUAGCUUUCCCCAGCAGUUGAUGUAUUUAGUAGUCCUGGGCAGCUCUCAGUUCUCACUGUGCUGUGUCUCCACAUGUGGAUCAUAGAUGCCUUUGGCUGAACACGGAGUGAGUUGGGAUGCACGUGCUGGAGCUGCCCUGCAGGGCUGGCUGCUCACCUGCACUCUGCUUUUCCUCUUCUAGGGCAGAUCUAGUUGCAUUAAUAAUGGAAAAACCCCAGGUAAACUCAGCAGCCUUUGAGCCUUGUGCCACACCUCUGCUGCAAGGAGAAAUAUCUCAAGGGCACCAAUAUCUCUGUGAAGGGCUCUCAGCAGGUCACCUGGUGCUAUGCGGUGCUCCCUGAAGCGCUCCCUCACGGCUGUGUUUGUAGCCUCCUUCCUCCUUGUUCUCCUCCUCCUCUUCCUCCUGCGCAGGGACAGCUGGCAGCAGCAGGAUCCCCAGGAGGUGGACUUUAGGGAUCUACCUUUAGACACGAUCUUGAAGCAAGGAGCCCUGCACAACCUCCAGGACACGGACAACCUCUCCAUACUCAACAACAUCUCCUACCACCUCCUUGCUGGUUUCCCAUCAUCCCACAAAAAGUUCUUGGCGGUGGGGCUGUCAUCAGUGCGACGACCACGUGGUUAUUACCUCCCAGAGACUCUGCAGUCCCUCUUCAAGCAGUCAUCAGAGGAGGAGCUGCAGGAGAUGGUGGUGGUGGUGCACCUGGCCGAUGCAGACCCCAGAUGGAACGCCCAGGUGGCUGCUGACAUCAGCAACAGGUUUGCUCACCACAUCCUCCUGGGCCGGCUCGUGCUUAUCCAUGCUCCCCGUGAGUUUUACCCAACUCUGGAAGGCCUCAAGAGAAACUACAACGACCCAGAGGCGCGAGUGAAGUUCAGGUCCAAGCAGAAUGUGGAUUACGCCUUCCUUGUCACCUUUGCUGCCAACCUCUCCUCUUACUACUUGAUGAUUGAGGAUGACGUGUUGUCUGCCAAGUCCUUCUUCACUGCUAUCCGCAAAGCUGUAGCCUCCCAGGAAGGCUCCAACUGGGCCACCCUUGAGUUCUCCAAGCUGGGCUACAUCGGUAAGCUCUACCGCUCCAGUGACCUGCCUCGCUUGGCUCACUUCCUCCUCCUCUUCUACCAGGAGAUGCCCUGUGACUGGCUGCUGGACCACUUCCGCCUCCUGCUCACCCAGAAAGACGUGAUCCGCUUCAAGCCCUCCCUCUUCCAGCACAUGGGCCUCUACUCCUCCUUCCAAGGUACCAUCAACCGUCUGGAGGAUGAUGAGUUCCAAGCUGAUGCCAUGGACCUUCCAGACAACCCACCAGCAGCCGUGUUCACCAGCAUGCUUGUCUUUGAGAACUAUGAGCCCUCUAAGGCUUACAGCACAGCAACGGGGUAUUUCUGGGGCAAAAACCCAACAGUUGGCAGCAUCUUCUCCGUUGUCUUCCACCAACCAGCCCGUGUCAGCCGUGUCCGGGUGCAGACAGGAUCCAAUGAGCGCCGUGGGGACUUCCUGCGUGCAGGGGUUCUGGAGCUGGGCCGGGGACGGCGGGCUGAUGGCCGGGACUGCUCUGUGUACACCACUGUGGGCUCCUUUGAGAAAGGGAACUUAGAGCGGAGGGGGCUGGAGAAGGAAGCACCCAACCCUGUGGACUGCGUGAGGAUCCGGGUGACCCAGAGCCAAAGUGAAUGGCUCAUCAUCCAGAGCAUCGAUAUCUGGACUGCAGGCACCUGACCAGGGCUGUGAUGGGUCACCACAGCGGUUGGAUUUUGCUCUAAGGAGAGCUUUAUUUCUCUCAGUCCCUUUUUUGACGGGGAAUUAAAUUAUUCAGUCCAACUGA